Messenger RNA from Symbiodinium natans, 6435 nucleotides. The record is from the annotation of a GenBank genome assembly. Lineage: Eukaryota; Dinophyceae; Suessiales; Symbiodiniaceae.
AUGGCGAUGCCAUCUUCAGGAGGCUGCGCAGCCGACCCUCCGAGGCGUCAAACCUCGCCGAGUGGUCCCGCACUCUCUCAGGCCGAAAAAGAAAGAGUGGCACUCGAGGCAAUUCUUGAGGAGCCAAGGCAACAAGCGCAUGGCAGCUUUCUUCAGGAGUUGAAGCGCCGUGGUGUCGCUGUUACCACGUCGGAAGCGGCUGAGCUUUAUCACCGAGUGGAGCCACUCGUGUUUGGUUCGGCUCAUGCGCAGGUGGCGUCAGCCUAUGGAGGAGCGCCUCCUCCUGUGCAACCCCCAGCAAUGGGCCCCGCAGUGGCCCAAGCAGUUACUGAGAGCCGCGGAAGUCGAUCGGCGUUGACUCGCGAUGCAGUCGAGGGAGUUGAAGAUCCCGAGACCGGAGCCUCGCUCUCCGAGCUGAAGACCUCGUUUUUGAGCGCUAUGGACCCAGACGCGGAGACGCUAGACGAGUACGAGGUUCGGCUCAGCCAGGGAGUUGAGAUGGCGCGGGCCGAUUGCCGCGAUGAGGCACUUAGUUUUGCCGAAGGUAUGCUGGGUGAAGCACAGUUUAAGACGGCCUACGCACGCUUCCAGAAGUUCGCUACCGAUGCGAAGUCCCAAUCGAAUGGACCAGACAUUGUGCUUCGUGGUAUUGGCGCCGGUAUCUCCGGACUCUUGCAGAAGCCCGGAGCAGAUCCCGUGGCGAUCUACUAUCGUUACGACGGAGCUGUUCGUGCUUACAAGGAGCUCGGUGGUGCUGACGAAUCUGGCCGUGUUCAAGCACGUCUGCAGUCCUUACAUGAGAAGGCCGAGAAUGCUCUCGAUGCCCGGAGUUUACCUCCGAGUUCCGCAGCAUCUGUCCGAUCCUCUCAGGACUGGUUGUGGGAGAAUUGUGGUUUGGUGUCCCCAUCUCGUUUCCGUCGCGGCGGCGCUGAUACCCCUCCUGCUGCCGGUGCUGCUCACCGAGGAAGGGAUAUGGGUCGAGUGCUAGAGGAGGAUGUGGAUCGGAGUCGAAGUUCGGAGCAAAGACGAUUGACUCCUCCCCCGCAGCGGUCGAGGCACACUCCCGUUCAGCGGGCACAACACUUCGACAUGGCUUCCUCCUCGAAUCCCUCCGGCGGCGAGACUGCCGAGGAGAUGCGAAACCAGAGGGAACAGGAUGCACGAGAUCGAGCAGCGGAACUCAAAUCCCUGCGAGGCGAGAAAUCUGUGUUCACGUUUAAUUUGAAGGACGACCUGCCCAUCUUCGGGGAUGGCGACACCGAUCUGGACCGCCAUUUGGAGUCUUUUCAGGAGGUGUGCUUGGUUGUCAAGCCGAAUAACGACAGAGAGAAGCUUCGCUUGUUCGCCCGAACCCUUAAGGGCACGCGCCGCCGAUGCUAUGAUACCAUCGUGAAGGAAGCGAAGAGCAACGGCGAUUAUGAGGCGCGACCAAAUGUGGUGUAUGAUUGGGUAGUGGCGGCGCUGGACGCAAGUUUCCACGAGUCAGACGAGGCCAAGGCAAUGAAGGCCCGGGCUAAGUAUGACGCGCUGGAUAAGAAGUCCACUGCCUUUCAUUUUUCAGGAGCCCUGACCGAGCUCAAUGCUGCUGGGGUCUACAAGUGCCAGAAAGACCUCCUCUACGACUACCUGCACAAGAUUGGGUCGUACCUCCGCGACGAGGAGUUUCGAGGGGUGGAAAGCUGGUCUGAGGCCGCGCUCGUGGCGCGUGAGAUCACCUUGCGUAAGGACAAGCGCCAGCGGAAGAAGAAAGGUGGUGGUGAUGGCACCGAGGCUGAUACCUCGCAGGCGCAGGUGAGCUUGCCGAGUGGUGUGGGUGAUGCCAAAUGCAAGCACUGUGGCCACCCCGGAACGGCAACGUUUGCCAGCUCUGUGCAGCAGUGGGGAUUAAGGAUGGCACUCACCGAGCCCGACAUCAUGGUUUCGCAGCUGCGGACCAGUAUUCCUCUGGCGGCGGCGGCGGAGACAAAAAUGGGCUCGGGUGGAAAGGCUGACAAGGAUCAGGACAAGGCCAAGCAGCCUUGCCGCUUGUUUGCCAAUGGACGCUGCACCUACGGCGACAAGUGUAGGUUCUCUCACGCCAAGGGAAAUGCUGCGCACCAGCAGCAGCAGCAGGAACCAUCCGGGGAUAAGAGCAAGAAGGCCAAGGCGAAAGCUGCAAAGGCCAAAGCAGCUGCCGCUUCUGAUGAGCGAGUUUACCCCUUGUUUGAGGUACCACCGGGAUCAGCUGGAGACCCUGUGCCUCUUUACGAUACUUCACACCAGACUGUAGAGCCCGGUGCCAAAGGCUGGCGCCAUUGGCCGGGGAACAUGAGUAAACUCCCCGCAGACCGGAAGACUGUGGCUUCCGCGCCCACGCCGGGGUUCAAUGCGCAGACUAAGGUUUCGUGCGGAGGCAUUGAUCUUGUUGCGUUGUUGGAUACCGGAGCUACGUGUGGGUCAAUAGCCGAGUGGUUGUUUGCGGAGGUUUACGAGCGUGUGAGCAUCGAUGUUGCCUCAGGCAAGUACAAGUGGGGAGACCGCGAUUGCCCAAUUCGCGAGAUUGGGGAUUUCUCCAAAGAUCCUCAGUCAAUGAUGGGUUUUAAGAAAGGGACCAGCAUUGAGACGCGUUUUUUCGUUGUUUUGCGGUCGGUGUUCACGCCAGCGGGCAAGGGAUCGCCCCAUGUGGCGGCUGUUCGCCUCAAAGUGAUGCCAGCAGGGCUCCAGCACCGGGUAGUGGAGUCCGGGCAUCGUUUCGAGAAGCUCGGGAUUACGCUGCCGAGACUAGAGCUCGAUCGCGAGACUUUUUUGCUAGACGGUACAGAGUGUCGGUUGGCCCCACUCCGAGCUAUGUUAGAUGCCGAGGUCUACCUCGAGGCGGAUCAGUCGGCUGUCGCGCCAGUCACGUGGAUUGGUACACCCAAUGGGGUGACGAGGGUUGUUCCUGUGGAAGGCGGACCUGAAGUCGCCUAUGGGCAUUUUGACCCCGACAUCUGCCGAGAGGGAUCUGUGGUAGCGCACAACGAUUCUCUCCUUCCGCAGCAGUGGGAAGUUGGGGAGGUUGUUGCCGCUGGUCAAGCGGUGUUUAAGGAUCCGUCUGGCGAUGGGUCUAGGUGUAGCUUGUGUAAGCGAAAGUUGGCAGCGCAUUCUGCGGCCCUCGCAGAGUUGCCCUCUCUGGGUGGAGCAAUCGGGGAAGCGUGCUCCGAGUGUGGGCUGUACGCCGAACGCCUGUUUCGUGAGCAGGACUUUUCCGUCGCGCCGUGCACCAAAUUUCUCCACGAGUUGCAGCUCGCGUGGGAAAUUGAGCCGCAGUGCGCGCGGCCAGACCGUCGGAAACGACGCAACGCAGGUGUGGAACGCCGACGCAUGAUCUUCGGGGCCUUCCGCUUCGGAGGCAUGACCGGCGUCACAAACUUGACGCGUUUGUGGCAGGCCACAGCCCGUUAUCUGAACAGCUUCCUUCGACGGAGGUGUGAAGAACAGUGGACUAGUGCUGAGAGUUGGAAUGCUCUGCAGGUGUCUUUCAGUACUGGUAUUGCAAUCCACCGGGAUUCGCAGAACGUCAAGGGCACUUACAACUUCUUGUACUGCAGCGGCAAGUACAAGGGCGGCGAGGUGUGGAUUGAGUCUGCCUCCGCCUUGGCGGCAGAUUGCCCGCGCCAAGCAGAACCGUCUGUAUGGAAGGACGAAGAGCAUCCCGAAGGUCUCCCGGGCUUCAAGGUGAGCGCGAAGAACACGGUGCUUAAGUUUGAUGGACGGGCUAAGCACGCGGUUCUACCGUUCGAAGGAACCCGCAUCUCGCUUGCGGCUUACACGGCGCAUACGUUGGGCGAACCACUGCCACCGUUAGGCAAGAGACUUGGUUUCAGCAUGCUUGCGCAAGAGGAGCCGCGGCUUGCUGCGUGGAGCGUCUUCAGCCCCGCGACCGAGUCUGUUCUGAUGAGGAGUCCUCCUCAUGGGUUUGGUCCGAAAGUCGAUGACAUCCGAGUCCGCUUGACUUUCUGUGGUGUCACGGGCCAGUUGUUGGAGCGGUGCUACACGCCCCUUGAGUUCAUGGAGUUCACUGAGCCGACUGACACGUUGACCGUGUUCUUGCACGUGGACUUGGGGAAGGCGAGUGCCUUGGCAGAGCUCCAGCUUGCGGAGGUUGGGUACGAUUUGCAAGGCCAGAAGCGUGGACCGAAUCGGGUCAUGGAAGGUCACUUGGUGGAUCUCACGCGUGGGAGUUCUCCCGGGGAUUGCAACCCCGAGUUUCAUUACCAUCUCAUUGAGAAUGAGGAACUGGUUGACAGCAUCUUGAACGACGAGGUGCCGACGGAGAGCUACUACCAGGCCUAUCGUGCUUAUCUCGAGGCCAGCUAUCCUGGAGCGCGGCCCUGUGUUCUGGAGCAUAUAGCUGAGCUGGUUGAGUUGUUUGACGUGUGCAUAUGCAGUGGGUUUUCCUUGGGGAUUGACAAGUUGGUUUUGUUGAAGCCACAAGUUAAGUCCUUGGGAGAGAUCGUCGGACGUCAUGGGCGAUCGCCCGACCCGGCGAAGGUUGAGACCCAUGCGCAGUGGGGAGAGAUCAAGAAUCUGAAGCAGCUGCAGGAGUUCUUGGGAACUGCCAACUACAGCCGGGAUCAGAUUGGCCCGAAAUUUGCAGUGGCCAUGGAUCCGUUGAGAAGGUAUCUCAGGGAGGGCGAUGCUGGUUUUCCCCUCACGCCUCGAGGCCCAGAGGCCGUCGAGCGGCUGAAGAAGUUGAUGAAGAAGGCUACGUGUCUUUCCGUGUCCGAUGAGCACGCGGCAGCUUCAGGAUCUCGUCCUUACGAGCAGCUGGCGGACUGUUGCAAGGCUGGCUUGGGGGGAGCGCACUUGCAGAUGAGCGCCGACCUCAAGAAGUGGCUGCCGUUGGCCUAUCAUGCUGAGAGCUUGACGCCAGCGCAGACCUUGUGGCACCCGUUUCGGCAAGAGCAGCACGCACAGCUGCGAUGCCGGAGGAAGUUCCGCGCGCUGUUUGGGUCUAUACCAGUGAUAAUGUACACCGAUCACGCGAAUAUCGCGCGGCUACAGGACAAGCCCCUUGACCAGGUUGAUCCUGUCAGUUUCCGGACAUGCUCCGAGCUCACUGCAGAUGGAAGUGAGAUUCGGAACCUUUCAGGCCGAAGCAUGCGCUUGGCCGAUGGGCUGAGUAGGUUGUUCGACACGACCUCACUGCCCCAAGACCAGGAGAAGAAGAUGUUGGAGAGGCUUGAGGAGCGAACGCGCGAGUCGCGCGAGUUGGCCACUGCCCACGCGCGGCUCAAGGACCCGGAUUGCGAUGAUUUCCUUGAGUUUCCGGAGCCGAACCCUUCUCCUAAGGCGGCGUCCAAGGAGGAAGUUGCUCGAGGCGAGGCCGAGCCAGAUUUGCAGACGCAGUGCGAUCUGGUUGAAGAGGGUUUGCGCACUGCUGGGGUUGAGUCGACCGUUGCGCCUAGCGCCACGUCGUUUGCCGAUGACGACAACGUGGGCUAUUGGAUUGACGCUCGAGCCAGACAGAUGUCCGAGACGGUUAGACGACUCCGAAAACAGAUCCUCACUGGGGUCAUGACCAUGAUUCGUGAGGUAUGCCGGCGAAAGCCGAGGUUGUUGGUUGGAGCACACCAGGGCGCGCUCAUUGUUCUGAUGUGUUCUUUGCCGUUUGUGGUUGAGGCGGCUCUAAGGCAGCGAGUGUCGACGGAGACCGAGCUGAUAGAGGCCCGCAACACCUGGGGCGCAAUUGAAGGGUUUGUGUCCAUUGAGCCCUUCUCCCAGGCACAGUACCUUGACUGCAAUGUGUUGGGUCAGGCGUUGCCGGAAGCUUUUGCGCCGCAGCGCAAGUUGCGACCUAGUGUUUUGGCUGCACCGGCGUCGGCCCAUAAGAAGACUAUCGCGUUUUGGGAUGGGCUUACGGAGCAUUUGGGGUUGAACCGAGUGCUCACACUCGCAGAAGCCAUUCCCUUUAAAGAGGCGUUGACCUCUGCGUACCCAAAGAGGCUAGAGGCUGAAGGGGCUGUGACAAGUGCCGCUGCAGCCCCAACUACCUCACGUCGCCUUGCACUGUCUUUGCCGCCCAGGAGCAGCCGUGAUGUUCCCGCGCUGGAAGGCGCGAGCCCCUCAAUCUCCACCGGUGCCAUCUCCCCAGCCACCGCUGUGUCAGGCGGUACACUUUUUGAGCUUGAGCUGUUGCGGCAGGAGAACUUGCAGCUCCGCAAAGAGCUAGAGCGAUCUGAGACAAGGACAGCAGGCCUUCAGACGCAGCUCAGAGCGCAGCACGCCCUUCGUCAAGCCUCCCAGAAUAAGGCUCCCACGACGGGAUAUGACGCUAGCAUUGCGUCCGUUACGCUUCUCCCAGACAGUGAAUGGCUCAGUAAAGCUGUCGUUGACAUCUCACCGUCGACGAGCGACUCGGGUCCAAAUGUGAUCAUGGCUACAGCCUAUACGUAUGACUGUGUGACCAAGUGA